AUGGCGCGUGUAGCAGUCGGUCUUGCGGCGCUGGUGCCCCUUGCCGCCGGGCAGAACGAUGCUCUGAUGGCCGACCUGGAAGCACUCCGAGCUGAAGUCCUUGCACAACGAGUUCUAAUUCAGGAGCAGCAGCAGCGCUACGAUUCCAUGGUCGAGGCUCGAAGGCUUCAGACGGUGAGCUACGUGAGCACCGCGACCUUCGACGCAGAGGUCGCGUCGCUGAAGAGCACGCAGUACAGCCUGGGCGGUGCGAUGGACUCCGCUUGGCUGUGCCUCUGCGGAUCUCUCGUCAUGUUCAUGCAUGCUGGCUUCGCAAUGUUGGAGACCGGCAGCUGCCGCGCAAAGAACGCAUCCAACGUUCUGAUGAAGAACUUGGUCAAUGUUACGGUGGGUACCUUGGGAUGGUGGGCCUUUGGCUGGGCUUUUGCCUAUGGCAGCCAGGGCGAGCCGGCUAACGGCUUCAUCGGGACGUCUGAGUUCUUUGGUGUGGGAUUGUAUACCAAAGUUGCGGAUACGGAUGUCAUCACGCCCCUGGCAUCUUGCGAUGCGGACGGAUGCCAGAGCAAGAUGCUGAGCUGGUUCUUCCAGUGGGCCUUCUGUACGGCCGGCGCGACCAUCGUGAGUGGUGGCGUGGCAGAGCGUGUGAAGAGCCCCACUUACGCUGUCUACGCUUUCUGCAUGACCAGCUUCAUUUACCCGGUUGUGGUCGCAUGGACGUGGGGUUACGGCUGGUUGGACUCAGUGCUGGACGUGGGCUACAUGGACUUCGCGGGCAGCGCCAUUGUGCACUUGACCGGCGGCGUGAGUGCUCUGGCAGGCACUGUCGUGCUCGGCCCGCGCAAGGGUCGCUUCGAGAACCCGGAGGAGUUCGAGUGCCACAACUUGCCCCUGGUGGUGUUGGGCACCUUUGCUCUCUGGUUCGGAUGGUACGGCUUCAACCCGGGCUCCACUCUGGGCAUGCACACGGGAGACACCGGGGCGAUGGCAGCACAAGUGGCGAUGAACACAACCCUGUCCGCCGCCACGGGUGGCAUCACGGUCUUCCUGCUACGCUAUGCCAUCAUGAAAAAGUACGACGUCGGCGGCCUCUGCAACGGCAUCUUGGCUGGCCUCGUGUCCAUCACCGCUGGCUGCGGCAAUGUGGAGUGCGGCAGCGCCUUCGCCAUCGGACUGCUUGGUGCCUUCGUGUACCAAGGCUCGUCCAUGCUCUUGCAGAAGCUGAAGAUCGACGACCCCGUGGAUGCCAGCCCGGUGCACGGCUUCUGCGGCAUCUGGGGUGCGCUGGCAGCCGGACUCUUUGACUGGGGCAAGGGCGUUGACCACUACCAUGGCUGGUCAGGCUUUGGUUGCAAGCCAGUGAGCGACACCGACUCGUCGUGCAUGACCGGCAUCGGUGGCACCGCCAUUGCCGCACAGCUCAUCAUGGUCCUCGUGAUCAUUUUGUGGGCUGGAGCCCUGUCGGGUUUGGCUUUCUUCGCCCUGAAGAUGACCGGACUGCUGCGCAUCGACGAGUACACGGAAGAGGUCGGCAUGGACGUCAAGCAGCACUCGCCACCGAAAGCCUACGCAAUUGGCGGCCCUGGCGCGGCAAGCCCAGCAGGGAACGAAGUUGAGAAGACAGUCUAG
Messenger RNA from Symbiodinium sp. CCMP2592, 1626 nucleotides. NCBI's taxonomy places the organism in Eukaryota, Dinophyceae, Suessiales, Symbiodiniaceae. The record is from the annotation of a GenBank genome assembly.